Hevea brasiliensis (rubber tree) is the source of this 2245-nucleotide messenger RNA. RefSeq names its product transcription factor bHLH122. Bases 673 to 1962 code for a protein of 429 amino acids. The transcript is spliced from 6 exons. NCBI's taxonomy places the organism in Eukaryota, Viridiplantae, Streptophyta, Magnoliopsida, Malpighiales, Euphorbiaceae. Gene Ontology annotation, cellular component: nucleus. Gene Ontology annotation, molecular function: protein dimerization activity; RNA polymerase II cis-regulatory region sequence-specific DNA binding; DNA-binding transcription factor activity, RNA polymerase II-specific. Gene Ontology annotation, biological process: regulation of transcription by RNA polymerase II. The record is from RefSeq and is a predicted model, not a curated record.
AAAAACAACGAGUACUUGGUGCUCUUUCCUCGUGUUACCUCGCAUGUGAUAUACCCAUAUACGAGUUCUCUGAUUCUCUCCCAAGCCAUGUCACUCUUGUAAUAAACCUCAUCUUCACGAGGGCAUCAAGGUCAACCAAAUUAGUGGAUAAAUGAUGCCAACUGCGCUGCUCUAAUUAAUGGCCUCUGCCUCAACUCUUAAGAGGAAAGGAAAAUGGUUUUUACUAUUAAAGUGUGUUCUUUAUUUAUUUUUUGGAAUUAUUGUUUACUUUCUUGCCUUGCUCACUAGCAUCAACAACGCCACUCUUUGCAGCAUCUUUGAGGGGAGAAGGCUUGGAGAGAGAUUGGUUUUGCCGCUUUUUAUGGUUGUUCUGAUCUUGUUCUGUGUCCUAGUCUGAUAUAUUCUGCUUUUGCCAGUGGUUUAUUUUUUGUAAAUAUUAUCUUCUUCAGUUGGGUGGUUUCAAAUUCAAGAAUUAUCUAAGUGUCUAGUUGCCAGAUUUGAUAGUUAUUCUUGUUUUGUAUUAAUAAAUUCCUGUAUUGUUGACCCUUUUGGAUCACAUGGAUUUGGUCUGGCAGAUAGCUUCUUGAUUUCCCUACAUUUUUCGUUGAUCUGAUCGAAAUAGCAAGACUGGAUAUUUUAUUUUCGAAGUUUUAAUCAAGAACGGAGAAGAAAAUGGAAUCCGAUCUUCAACAUCACCAUCAUUUCCUUCAUGAUCAUCAACAACACCAACAACAUCACCAGAAACAAAUGAACUCUGGCUUGACGAGGUACCAAUCUGCGCCAGGCUCGUAUUUUUGUGGUUUCCUAGACAGGGAACUCUGCGAAGAGUUCCUUAAUAGGCCAACAAGCCCUGAAACAGAAAGAAUUUUCGCAAGAUUUCUGGCCAAUUCUGGUGGCAAAACAGAGAACAUGUCAAACCAAAACUUCGGAGUAAUUAAGCAAGAUUCUCCAGUGAGAGAAGCAGUGGCACAAGUUAAUCAGCAAGCUCAGCUUAUGGCUUCAGUGAAUAAUAAUGAUGCGAGGUUGCAUCAACAACAACAUCAGCAGCAGCUGCUGCGGCAACAGAGCAAUUAUUCCUCCUCUUCACGGAGUUUUUAUCAAAACCAAUCAAGACCACCGUUACCAGAUAAGAAUUCAGGUUCUGGUGUGGAUUAUAGGAUGGUGGGAAUGGAGCGGUUGCCACAGAUGAAGAGUACUACUAGAGGCAGUAAUUCGAGUCUUGUUCGUCACUGUAGCUCACCUGCAGGACUUUUCUCCAACAUAAAUGUCGAAAUGGAUAAUGGCUAUGCUGUAUUGAGAGGAAUGGGAGAUUUUGGAGCAGGUAAUAGAGAAACAUCUUAUUCUGCAGCUAGUAGGCCGCCACCUCAUUCUUCAGGGCGAAUGAGUCCAAUUGCUGAAAUUGGGAACAAAAACAUUGGAAAAAAUAGCCCUGAGAAUAGUGGUUUUGGUGAAACUCGCAGCAACAAUUAUGUCACAGGUUUCCCAAUCGGUUCUUGGGAUGAUACAAGUGCCAUCUCUCCUGGUGCUGGUGUAAAAACACUAACAGAUGAUGAUAGGACUCUUUCUGGCCUAAAUGCAUUCGAAACUCUGGUAAGCGGAGAUUCGAGAAAUCACCCUCCCAUGUUGGCUCAUCACUUGAGUUUGCCAAAAACCUCCGCUGAAAUCUCUGCCAUUGAAAAGUUUCUGCAAUUGCAUGAUUCUGUGCCUUGCAAGAUUCGGGCUAAGCGUGGAUGUGCCACUCAUCCCAGGAGCAUUGCAGAGCGGGUGAGAAGAACUCGAAUUAGUGAACGAAUGAGGAAACUACAAGAUCUUGUACCUAACAUGGAUAAGACAAACACAGCAGACAUGUUGGAUUUGGCUGUUGACUACAUUAAAGACCUUCAAAGACAGGUCGAGACACUAUCAGAUAUUCGUGAAAAGUGUACGUGCACAAGCAAGCAGCAGCAGCAGCCGCCGCCCUAGCAGAUGCCCAAGAAUGACUUGGUUAUAUGUAUAGAUUAUUUAGUAAGAAUUUGCAUAAGUAGAUGGUGUAAAAUACAAGCUGGCUUAUGUUUUGUACUAAAAAAACACAGAGAUAUGUAAUAGCCAACUCAAACCUAUUGCGAAAUAGAAAAGAAUAGGGGUACAGCGGUAGCUUUGGUUGUAUGUUAUAAAUUAAAUGUGUUUCUAUCAAGUUAUCGAGCUUAACCAACUUAAGGUGAGCUUAUGCGUUUUAUGGAAACAGACAAUAGAGAUUUGGUUUGCA